This is a messenger RNA of Gamsiella multidivaricata, 1122 nucleotides long. RefSeq lists its product as uncharacterized. Lineage: Eukaryota; Fungi; Mortierellomycota; Mortierellomycetes; Mortierellales; Mortierellaceae. The transcript has a single exon. The record is from RefSeq and is a predicted model, not a curated record. Bases 141 to 905 code for a protein of 254 amino acids.
GUUCUUCCUCAUCCUCACCACUCCCUCUCCGCCUCGCUACCCGCACCUCUCCUCUUCACGCCUUCAGAAGAUCUUUCUAGCCAACGGACACUUACUCAUCCCACACACACACACACACACACACACACACAUCAUAUACCAUGAAGAUCCAGAUCGUUCUGAUUGCUGCAGCCAUCCUCACCAUUGCUGGUGUCCAGGCUUUGCCGAUUAACCCUGAGGCUAUCAAUCCCCGUAUGCGUCUCCCAGUCAUGAACCUCAAGGAGGCUAUCAAUCCUCGCAUGAGUCUCCCCGUCAUGGAUAUGGAGGAAGAAGCCGUUGGUCCUCGCAUGCGUCUUCCUGUCAUGGAAAUGGAAGAAGCUGUCGGCCCCCGUAUGCGUCUCCCAGUCAUGGACCUCAAGGAGGCCAUUAACCCUCGUAUGCGUCUUCCAGUGAUGGAAAUGAAGGAGGCUAUCAAUCCCCGCAUGCGUCUCCCUGUCAUGGACCUUAAGGAAGCUAUCAAUCCUCGCAUGCGUCUCCCAGUGAUGGAAAUGGAGGAAGAAGCCGUCGGUCCUCGCAUGCGUCUUCCUGUCAUGGAAAUGGAAGAAGCUGUCGGCCCCCGUAUGCGUCUCCCAGUCAUGGAACUCAAGGAGGCUAUCAACCCUCGCAUGCGCCUCCCUGUGAUGGACCUCAAGGAAGCUAUCAAUCCUCGUAUGCGUCUCCCAGUCAUGGAAAUGGAGGAGGCUGUCGGCCCCCGCAUGCGUCUCCCAGUCAUGGACCUCAAGGAGGCCAUUAGUCCUCGUAUGCGCCUUCCAGUCAUGGAAAUGAAGGAAGCCAUUAAUCCCCGCAUGCGUCUCCCCGUCAUGGAAAUGGAAGAGGCUGUCGGUCCCCGUAUGCGUCUCCCAGUCAUGGAUCUCGAGGAGAACUAAGAUCACAGCACCCACCGACCACACCAUGCUCAAUCACAUAGGGUUCUUCAUCUCAUGAAGCAGUUUCUCUUCUGCCUUUCCCUACUAUACCCAUCCUGCAUAGCGAUUAAUUUCUCAGUUCUCAUAAUGCUAAUUGUACAUAUUGCAAUAAAUUACUUGUCUUUUCAAUUUACUCUGAACCACCUAAGAAACGAAGGAUGCAUCUCUGACAUAUUGA